CGACAUAGUGUAGGAUAUUGGCGUCAUUCAAAUUAUAUUGAAUCGGUCCAGUCGUGUUUAGGUCGUGACGUGUAACAGUGGUGUCGUACAGUGAUGAACUGUUAGUGUGAAAUAUUUUAUUUUUACUUAUUACUUAUAUUUAAUCAAGGGUCAUCAUGUGCCCAAUAUGGCCCCUGCACCUGAUCAUCCUGUACCUACUAGCGCUAUGUCCGCUGUGGGUGCUGUGUCAGCAAUUACCCUUAACUCUGAAGGCUAUAUUCGAACCAGAGUCAGUCUCAGUACACAUGGACUACACGGCAUACGUUGACGUCAAUGUUACAAGUAACGGAUUUAUGCCAGGUGAUGAAAUAUCGUUGACAUCAGGAAAUUUAGAUGUAGCAACAGUGGUGAUGAACUCUUCAUACAAACUGACAGAGGUGGAUGCAGCCAGUAAUAAGUGGCAAGGAAGGGUACGGGUGUAUGGGAAUUUUCUUGGUCGAACAAACAUAUCUGUGCAAGCAAAACGGAAUGAUGAGGUAGCCACAGCCGAUAAUAACCUCUCAGUAACUGUUCUCAGGCCAGAGCGGGUCAUAGACACAAUCUUCGUCAGCAGUGUUGCCAUUUUCGUGUCGUUGAUUUUCAUUAACUUCGGCUGUGCAAUGCAUUGGCCUACUGUGAAGGAAGUAAUGAAGAAACCCAUUGGUCCAGUCAUAGGGAUGGUUGGACAAUUCCUAUUCAUGCCCUUGAUGUCAUUCGGAUUGGGUUACCUGAUAUUCCCGGCGGAGGCGGCGGCGUUACGUCUGGGCAUGUUUUUCACGGGCGUAGCACCAGGGGGCGGGGCUUCUAACAUAUGGACCUUUAUACUGGGUGGGAAUCUCAAUCUGUCACUCGCCAUGACCACCAUAUCCACCCUCGCCUCGUUCGGUUUCAUGCCGAUGUGGCUGUUCUCCCUCGGCCAGGUGGUGUUCCGUAACGCGGAUAUAGUGGUACCGUACUCUCGCAUAGCCAUGUUCGUGGUCGGCCUCAUAAUACCGCUCGGCAUCGGCCUGGCCAUGCAGCGGUACACGCCGCGCGUGGCCGCGUUCAUGGUGCGGAUACUGAAGGUGUUCUCCACCACGGUUCUGCUGUUCAUCAUUAUAUUCGCUAUAGUCACAAAUCUGUACAUAUUCAAGCUGUUCACGUGGAGGAUAAUAGUAGCCGGUAUGGGAAUCCCCUGGCUCGGCUACAUGUUCGGUUAUUUCCUCGCGUGGAUCUGCAAGCGACCACACGAAGAUGCACUCGCCAUAUCCAUAGAGACCGGUAUACAGAAUACCGGCAUAGCCAUAUUCCUGCUUAGAUAUGCGCUCGAUCAGCCAGAAGCUGAUAUCACUACAGUGAUACCGGUUGCGGCGGCUAUAAUGACGCCCAUACCCAUGACAACCAUCUACAUCUAUCAGAAAAUCAAAGCGUGCAUCCUCAACAGAGGAAAUGAACACAAAAAAAUCAUUGAAGACCCACCAACACCCGUACGUGAAGCAUCCCAGCCCAGCGUCAUCGCAACCAUUAAUGUCGACACAAAAUAGCGCAGCUUAAACCACUGACAAGAACAUUGGGCAUAGACAAUAAUAUAACUUUAUAUUUUUACUCAAAGAACAGGGUAACAGUCCUUUUUACUCUCUUUUGAUAAUUACAGUAAGAUGUUAAGUUUUUUUUUUCAAAAUUUUAUGUAUUUAAAACAAAGACUUAAAUAUACUAUACAAGCUGUUAAAAUUUUGGCUAAACGUGAGCGCGAAUAGAUAUAAGUCUAUAUCAUU
Molecule: messenger RNA, 1772 nt
Organism: Diatraea saccharalis (sugarcane borer)
Lineage: Eukaryota; Metazoa; Arthropoda; Insecta; Lepidoptera; Crambidae
Source: the annotation of a GenBank genome assembly